CGCCCCCUUUUUCGGGCGUUCACUAUGGCUUUGCUGGUCAUUUGGAUGCUAUACACAAUGAUGUUGCUGCCGAUGGUGAUCCAGUUCCAGUUGCACGAAUGUCCAGGAAAUUAUGAUGCAUUUUUAUGGGUUUUCAGUGUUUUUGCUUUGGUGCAGUUUUUCGACAAGGAUUACGUUUCGUCACUGUUCUGCCCCGAAGAAGUGAUCUGCUUGGGAUGGGGAUCCAGUUUUUUCAGAAGCUUCCGGAGCUACGCGUGUUGGAUUGGGCAAUGGGCGAUGGGCAAGGAUGCAACGAGUGCAACGUACAUAAGGAAAAAACGGCAGCGAAAUUGAGGGCGAAUAAAAAUUUAUGCAUUUUCAUUGAUAUGCAAAGCGCUGUUGCAGGCCGAAGAUGAAGAAGAGAGAAGAGAAGAGAAGAACUUGUGUGCGCGUUUCCGUUUCCGCUGCACUGCCACGAGGUCGAGUGGGUGGAUGGCUGGAUGGGUGGAUGGGUGUGGGGUGGUCGAAUGACUGUGCGUAGGUCGACAUGUUUGGCGUAUUGUCGAAUUGCAUAAUAUGCACUUUUUCAUCGGCCAUCCGCCAAAAAUUUACAGCGCUACACACAUCGAUUUAUUGCCUGACAAUUGUCCCGAAUCCACCAGCGCCA
Messenger RNA from Drosophila elegans, 646 nucleotides. RefSeq lists its product as uncharacterized. The transcript is spliced from 2 exons. The record is from RefSeq and is a predicted model, not a curated record. Lineage: Eukaryota; Metazoa; Arthropoda; Insecta; Diptera; Drosophilidae. The coding region runs from base 25 to 333 and encodes 102 amino acids.